Molecule: messenger RNA, 1692 nt
Organism: Dioscorea cayenensis subsp. rotundata (Guinea yam)
Lineage: Eukaryota; Viridiplantae; Streptophyta; Magnoliopsida; Dioscoreales; Dioscoreaceae
Product: cytochrome P450 711A1-like
Exons: 4
Coding region: 1-1542 (513 amino acids)
Molecular function (GO): heme binding; oxidoreductase activity, acting on paired donors, with incorporation or reduction of molecular oxygen; iron ion binding
Source: RefSeq, a predicted model, not a curated record
AUGAGUAUAGUUUCAUGCAUUCUAAUUCUAAAGGCCAUUUUGUUACUAGUUUUCUUAGUUUAUUUUUAUGUUCCUUAUUGGAAGGUGAGGAAGGUGCCGGGGCCUCCAUGCACUCUCUUUGUAGGACACCUCCCUUUGCUUGAUAAGUAUGGCCCUGAUAUUCUUAGAGUCUAUGCCAAAACAUAUGGCCCCAUUUUCAGGUUUCAUAUGGGAAGACAGCCAUUAGUAAUAGUUGCUGACCCUGAGCUUGUUAAAGAGGUUGGCAUAAAGAAGUUCAAGUUUAUGAAGAACAGAAAUAUUCGGUCUCCGACUUCGGGAUCUCCUCUUCAUGAACAAGGACUUUUUCUUACUAGGGACUCGAGAUGGUCAUCGAUGAGGAACACUAUAAUCUCUCUUUAUCAACCUGCACACUUGGCUAAGUUAAUUCCUACAAUGCAAUCUUAUAUUGAGAAUCUCACUCUCAAUGCGUCUAAAUGCCGAGAAAAGCAAGAAGACAUUGUAUUCUCUGAUCUCUCGUUGAAAAUGGCGAUCGAUAUCAUAGGUAAGACAACAUUCGGUGUUGAAUUUGGCCUCUGCGAAGAAGUUUCUAAUGUUGAUGAUGGUGAUGAAUUGUCUAGUUUUCUCAAGCAUUACAUGAGGUCCUUUGAGUCACUCAAAAUGGACCUCACUAGUUCCUUAUCCACAGUUCUUGGAUUAUUAGUUCCUGUUCUUCAGAAACCUGCCAGAGAAAUCCUUAAGAGAAUUCCCGGCACUGCCGACCAUAAAAUGCUUCGGAGCAAUGAGCAAUUGUGUGAAAAGCUUGAUGCCGUUAUUACCAAAAGAGCAAGUGAAAGAACAAGAGAGUCUAAAGACUUCCUCUCAAGAAUUCUGAAUGCAAGUGAGUCAGGAGUUGCUAAAGAUCUCUUCACUCAUAACUACAUCAGAGCUCUCGCAUUCGAACAUCUCCUCGCCGGAACAAAAACAUCGGCUUUUACGCUUACAAUGGCAAUAUAUUUAGUAUCUAAACACCCGGAAGUCGAGAAAAAAUUGCUUAAUGAGAUAGAUAAUUAUGGUCCUCAUGAACAAAUACCUUCGGCAGAGGACCUCCAAUGCAAGUUCCCUUAUCUUGAUCAAGUGUUAAAGGAAACAAUGAGGUUCUACACAGUGUCUCCAUUGGUUGCAAGAGAAACAUCUCAAGAAGUUGAAAUUGGAGGUUAUGUUCUUCCCAAGGGAACUUGGGUGUGGCUUGCACUUGGAGUAUUGGCCAAAGAUGCAAAGCAGUUUCCGAAUCCUGAUGAGUUUAUUCCUGAGAGGUUUGAUCCAGAGUGUGAAGAAGAGAAACAGAGGCAUCCUUAUGCUCACAUUCCAUUUGGAAUUGGACCUAGAGCAUGCAUUGGAUCAAAGUUUGCCAUUCAGGAAAUUAAGCUUUCUCUUAUUCAUCUUUACAGAAAUUUUGUUUUUCGACACUCUACUGACAUGGAGUCACCUCUGGAGUUUGAUUAUGGUCUGGUUCUUAGUUUCAAGAACCGCGUGAAAUUUCGAGCUUUUAAAAGAGAAAUCUAGCUUCAUCAUCAUCAUCAUCAUCAUCAGUGUUGUCUUCUAUGGUUAAAUCUAGUUAUCUGGGUGUAUGUGCUGUAUUUAUAAUGUGAAUUGUAAGUUAAACUUGAAUAUCAAUGCAUAGUCGUCACAAUCAACUUGCUCGAAGAAGAGAGA